ACAGCGCAUAUAUAGAGUUAAAAACUCUCAAAAUCUGCGCGGCCAAACACGACUUCUUAGGUGUAAACACAUACUUUUCACACCUUCCCUUCUCCUCUUCUUCUUCCCAUUAUAAAUAGAGAACCACAGGUUACGACCUCUGCUUUCUUUCUCUAUUUUGUUCUCUCUCGCCAAUUUCUUGUUCUAUUUUCACAGUAUGGCUUCCUCCACCGUCAACAGAUGGUUAAGACCUGAGGUGUAUCCAUUGUUCGCGGCGGUGGGUGUAGCCGUUGGAAUCUGUGGUAUGCAACUCGUGAGAAACAUAUGCACUAACCCAGAAGUCAGGGUGACGAAGGAGAACAGAGCUGCAGGCGUUCUUGACAACUUCGAGGAGGGUGAGAAGUAUUCUCAACACAUGGUCAGAAAAUUUGUGCGCAACAAGUCAUCUCAAAUCAUGCCCAACAUCAACAGUUUCUUCUCAGACCCAAACUAACUCAAAACCCACCAAAUUCCUCAAUUGAUUGAUAUCACAUUGAUAUUAGGACAAAACCUUUGUCUUUUUCAAAUCACAUUCAUAUUAUAUACUCGAUUGUAUUCUUUUUAGGCUCAUAUAUUACAUUGAUUGAUCAUCCAUGAUCUCAAAAGCCUUAUAUUUUCUUUGAUUAAUAAUGCUUACCAAAGAUUUUAUCAAUCAACUUUGGUCGAAACCUAUAUUGUUCAAUGGUCUCCUUGCAAGUUUUUGCCUAUAAUUAUAAAGAUUUGACUUUAAUGCCAA
Humulus lupulus (European hop) is the source of this 754-nucleotide messenger RNA. RefSeq lists its product as uncharacterized. The transcript has 3 exons. Lineage: Eukaryota; Viridiplantae; Streptophyta; Magnoliopsida; Rosales; Cannabaceae. The record is from RefSeq and is a predicted model, not a curated record. Bases 197 to 472 code for a protein of 91 amino acids.